Messenger RNA from Drosophila mauritiana, 1023 nucleotides. RefSeq names its product probable palmitoyltransferase ZDHHC24. The record is from RefSeq and is a predicted model, not a curated record. Lineage: Eukaryota; Metazoa; Arthropoda; Insecta; Diptera; Drosophilidae. Gene Ontology annotation, cellular component: Golgi apparatus; endoplasmic reticulum. Gene Ontology annotation, molecular function: protein-cysteine S-palmitoyltransferase activity. The transcript is spliced from 3 exons. Gene Ontology annotation, biological process: protein targeting to membrane; peptidyl-L-cysteine S-palmitoylation. Bases 57 to 923 code for a protein of 288 amino acids.
CUAAACAUAAAACUCAUAAUUCUUCUACGUCUAUAGCUUAUAUCUUUUAUAUAACCAUGUGCUUCAUGAUGAUAGGAUGCAAGUACAUAGUCAACGCCAAUCCGAAGCGGUUCGCAAAGAUCGUACAUCCCAGCGCAGUAGGAUUGAUUCUAGUGGGAACGGUACUUUUUUUAUCGGUGGAAAUGUUCUAUAUGUUGCCCAAGAUAUACGACCCCGAUGGACUGUUCUUAAAGAUCGCCUGGCUUAUGGCACUAUUCAUUGUCUACAAUCUGUUGGGAAAUAUGCUAGCCUGCCAUCGCAAAUCCUCUGCGGUGACUUCCUUGCCCAAGGAUCGGCAGAUUCCGUGCCCAGAGGAGGAGCACCUGUGGCACUUCUGUGACCACUGCCAGAUGUUAGUGCCGCCCAGAUCCUGGCACUGCAAAGUGUGUGAAUGCUGCAUUCUGAGGCGGGAUCAUCACUGCAUCUUCACUGCGACUUGCGUUGGCCACAAUAAUUACAGGUACUUUUUCUGGUUCACAGUUUACAUGCAUAUUGGAUCACUUUUGUCAUUGGCAACGCAUGUAAAUCUGCUUAUAAUUGAUGAACAAAUUCGGAGGCAAUAUGUUGUAUUACACUUUUCAUGCAUUUUCCUAUUUCUCAAACCAAUGAGCUGGGAGUUAAUAGCACUGAACAUAAGUUUCGUUAUCAACAUCUAUGCUUGGAUUCUUUCACUCAUAAUGUUGGGAUAUCAGAUACCAGUCCUGUAUCUGAAUACCACAUUCUAUACGCCGAAGGAUCAUAGAUACAAUCAAGGACUGCUAGGCAACUUCAUGGCCUCCAUGGGAAAACGAGGCCUCUGGACAUUUAUCUCGCCCAGCAUUAGGAGUCCUCUGCCUCACGAUGGAACUCAGUGGCAAACCAAGCAGGCACCCACUACUAUUUGAUAGCACCCACCAUUAUCCUAAAAAUUAACUGUGUGUUUAGGAACUUUACAAAAUGAUUUCCAGAAAAAAAUGAAUAUUUCAGAUAUUUAUAAAUAAAACU